This is a messenger RNA of Haliotis rubra (blacklip abalone), 2183 nucleotides long. Its product is annotated as retinol dehydrogenase 12-like. NCBI's taxonomy places the organism in Eukaryota, Metazoa, Mollusca, Gastropoda, Lepetellida, Haliotidae. The record is from RefSeq and is a predicted model, not a curated record.
AGAAAGCGCACGUAAAAUCUCCAAAUCGUCAUCAUUAGUGAAGAGUUACCUCCCUUUUAAACGCGAUAAAUAGAGGUACGGGCACCGGCCCUUCAAACAAAUUGAUCUACAUUUGCUUUUCAUGGACUUUGACCCAGACCUACUAUUGAUAGGAUGAAGUUAGGUUUGUCAGGACAUGGUUAGAUCAGCCGCGAACAUUUGUGUCAGCCAGCCAUUCAUUAGAUAGCUCAACCAGGUACGAUUGCAUUUCACGAUGAUAAAAACACUGAACAGUUAAGCACACACAGUGUGGAUAAUAUCGACAGCAGCGAUUUGAAACGUAGUUUGAAGAGUACUUGGUUAUUUCUCUGUGUAAUCUUUGGAGUCAUCAAGAACGUUGAACAUUGUUGCAUCGGCAGACGGUGAGGAUCCAAAAAGAUGCAGUCUUUGGAGGAGAUGUGGAGAGCCUUCCUGGACAUGGCACACAGUCAUCACAUCCUGAUGUCCUCUGUGCUUGGAGUCGGGUUUGGGUACAUCUUGCUGCGUCAGUGGCUAGCAGGGAGCCCAGUGCGGAGCCGAGCACGAAUGGAUGGCAAGACGGUGCUGAUCACUGGGGGUAACACAGGCAUUGGGAAAGCUACAGCCCAGGAGCUGAUGAAGAGAGGGGCCCGAGUGAUCAUUGCAUGUCGUGAUGUGGUCAAGGGAGCUGCAGCUCUGAAGGACAUCCAUGUGGCGAGUCGGCAGAACAAUGGCACCUGUAAACUGCUGGACCUCUCUUCCUUCAAGUCUAUUCGGUCAUUUGUUGACAGCUUCCUGCAGGAGGAGAAGAAGUUGGAUGUCCUCAUAAACAAUCGGGUGGCAAUAGGCCCAAGACUGGAGUCCAGGGAUGGCUAUGAGAUGCAGUUUGCAGUGAACUAUCGCCACUUCCUCCUCACAAACCUGCUGUUGGAUGUGAUGAAGAAGUCAGCACCCAGUAGGAUCAUCAAUGUAUCAUCUAAAGGCUAUGAAAGUAAUGGAAGAAUAAAUUUUGAUGACAUCAACAGUAAGAAGGAAUACAAAGCAUUUGAUGUGUAUGCCAAAACCAAGCUGGCCAAUGUGUUGUUUACCAGGGAACUGAGCAACAGACUUCGAGGUAGUGGCGUGACAGUCAACUGUCUGCAUCCAGGGGUGGUGUACACAGAGAUCGGACGCAACGUCACCCAGAUUGACUUCAACUGGCUUGUCAAGUUCCUCUUAGGCACCGUUGGUCAAGCUCUGUACUACCUCUUUGCCAACACACCCCUACAAGGAGCUCGCACAACUGUGUACUGUGCUGUGGCCCCAGAGAUGGAGAAUGUCUCGGGAAAGUUUCUCUCUGACAGUCGGAUCUGUGACCUGCUGCCCCAUGCUAUGGAUGCUGAUGAUGCUGAGAGACUGUGGCACAUCAGUGAGGAGAUGGUCAAACUCAAGAAACAGGAAUAAUCGUCAUGGAAACUGCAGCAGUUUUCUACGUAGACCACAACUACAAUUCUGGACAGUCAGAUUGUAUAUGUGUCUCUUUCAGGGUCUUCCUUCCAAGUGGGUGAUCUAUGCUUCAUAUUGAGCUGGAUGAACUUCAUUUCACAGAUGAUAACAAUGUUAUUUACUGUACAUGACUUAAGUCAGGUGGCAAUAGUUUUGAUUGGAAAAAUAUCUUUAAAUAUCUAAGUGGGAUAGGUGACUUCCAGUAAUUGUAUUGUCAUUCUGUAGCCCACAGUCUACAUGGUGCAUUCACAUAUUUUUGCCUAAAGGUACUAGAUUGAAUUUGCAAAUAUUUUUCUACAGUAUAUGUGUUUUUGUAUAUUUAGUAAUAAGUAGUUGUCUACAGACAGAAUUUUUAAAGAUUUAUUAAUAUGGUUAAGUUGGUUUCUCGUUUAGUGCUGUGUGUUUGAUGUCAGAUACCAAAGCGUGCUAUCCUAGCUUCAUAAUGUUUUGUGACAAUAUGUCAGGCAUUGGAGUUUUGGAUAGAGUAUAUAUUUAUUGGCUGGUUUUGAAUUGUAGCUUGAUGUUUAGACUCUGGGACUCAUCCAUUCUGUCAAGUCCAUAUUAAAAGAACAAGGAUGUUUUAAUUUUGCUUUCUCCCUUUGAAGUGGGAGUAAUAUUUCACAUAUAUUUGUUUCUUUCCUAAUACCAAAUAGAACUUAACAAGAAAUUUAUCAAUUUGCAAAGUUAAUAUUGCACCUUUU